CCUGCCUGGAGAUUCAUGACGGGGCCCCAGUUGUCACUCCCAUUGCGUGUCCGGUUUCUAGGGAAGCCCAUCAGCGUGUCUGUCGUUCCUGGUUAUAAAGUCUCCACCACCCUCCGGGACUCAGAUUCUCCUCAGACCCUAAGAAUAAGGGUCAUGGCGCCUGGAACCUUCCUGCUGCUGCUCUUGGGGACCCUGACCCUGACCGAGACCUGGGCGGGCUCCCACUCCACGAGGUAUUUCCUCACCGGCGUGUCCCGGCCCGGCCGCGGGGAGCCCCGCUUCAUCGCCGUCGGCUACGUGGACGACACGCAGUUCGUGCGGUUCGACAGCGACGCCGCGAGUCCGAGGGCGGAGCCGCGGGCGCCGUGGAUGGAGCACGUGGGGCCGGAGUAUUGGGAGCUGAACACGCGGCGCGCCAAGGACAUCGCACAGAAUUUCCGAGUGGACCUGAACAACCUGCGCGGCUACUACAACCAGAGCGAGGCCGGGUCUCACACUCUCCAGGUUGUGUUUGGCUGCGACUUGGGGCCCGAUGGGCGCUUCCUCCGCGGGUACUGGCAGGAAGGCUACGAUGGCGCCGAUUACAUCGCCCUGAACGAGGACCUGCGCUCCUGGACCGCGGCGGACGCGGCGGCUCAGAUCACCCAGCGCAAGUGGGAGGCGGCCGGUGAGGCGCAGCGCUGGAGGAACUACCUGGAGGGGGAGUGCGUGGAGUGGCUCCUCAGAUACCUGGAGAUCGGGAAGGAGACGCUGCAGCGCGCGGACCCCCCAAAGACACAUGUGACCCGCCACCCCAUCUCUGACCGUGAAGUCACCCUGAGGUGCUGGGCCCGGGGCUUCUACCCUGCGGAGAUCACCCUGUCCUGGGAGCGUGAUGGGGAGGACUUGACCCAGGACACGGAGCUUGUGGAGACCAGGCCUGCAGGGGACGGGACCUUCCAGAAGUGGGUGGCUGUGGUGGUACCUUCUGGAGAGGAGCAGAGAUACAUGUGCCGUGUGCAGCAUGAGGGGCUGGCUGAACCCCUCACCCUGAGAUGGGAGCUGCCUCCUGAGUCCCCCAUCCUCACUGUGGGCAUUAUUGGUGGCCUGCUUCUCCUUGGAGCUGUGGUGGUUGGACUUGUGAUCUGGAGAAAGAAGCGCUCAGGUGAGAAAGGAAGGAGCUAUGCUCAGGCUGCAAGUAAGGAUGGAGCAGUGACAGUGCCCAGGGCUCUGAUGUGUCUCUCAAGCGUGAAACAGCUGCCUUGUAGGGGACAGAAUGAUGCAAGAUUUGUUCCUGUCCCACCUCCACUGUGACUUCAGGAAACUCUGCCUUCUCUUUCUGCAAAGGGCAUCUGAGUGUGUCUGUGUUCCUCUUGGCAUAAUGUGAGGAGAUGGGGAGACUAGUCCCCCCCCGUGACUCCCUCCCACACUGCCCUGUGUUCUGUCCCCUGAUUGACUUUCCUGUCCCAGGAGAGGCGGGGCUCAUUCCAUCUCUGUCUUAACUUUGUGUUGCCCUGAGCUGCAGCUUCUUCCUUCCUUAUUGAAAAUAAACAUCUAGAUAUGAACUCAUUUUUUAAGAAUCUUGCCAUCAGGGAUUGAUGGGUUAAUUAAAGGAGAAGAUUCCUAAAAUUUGAGAGGGGAAAUAAAUGGAGGCUCUGAGAACCUUCCAGAAUCUGCCUGUUCGCUGUGCUGAGUCUGUUGCAGGUGGGGACAGGAGAAGGCUGUGAUGAGCUGAGCGUAAGACUGAGGCCUGUGCCCAGUCGAUGUUCAGUGCAUUGUGGCCUGUGACGUGGGGACUCCUUGGUUGGGACAUCUUCUUUGCUUCCUUGUCCUUGUCCUUUCAGGAGAACCUUGUCCCACCAGGAUCUGUGAUCACAGGGAUUUGGACAUCACCUGGGCCUUGUGUCUCCAGGACCGCGUGCAGGGCGGGCUUCGUGUGGC
Messenger RNA from Equus quagga, 1920 nucleotides. Its product is annotated as BOLA class I histocompatibility antigen, alpha chain BL3-7-like. Gene Ontology annotation, biological process: antigen processing and presentation of endogenous peptide antigen via MHC class I via ER pathway, TAP-independent; antigen processing and presentation of endogenous peptide antigen via MHC class Ib; immune response. The transcript has 8 exons. Lineage: Eukaryota; Metazoa; Chordata; Mammalia; Perissodactyla; Equidae. Gene Ontology annotation, cellular component: external side of plasma membrane. The record is from RefSeq and is a predicted model, not a curated record. Bases 16 to 1293 code for a protein of 425 amino acids. Gene Ontology annotation, molecular function: signaling receptor binding; peptide antigen binding.